Molecule: messenger RNA, 2597 nt
Organism: Lycium barbarum (goji berry)
Lineage: Eukaryota; Viridiplantae; Streptophyta; Magnoliopsida; Solanales; Solanaceae
Product: putative F-box/LRR-repeat protein At3g18150
Exons: 6
Coding region: 84-1700 (538 amino acids)
Molecular function (GO): protein binding
Source: RefSeq, a predicted model, not a curated record
AUUUCUUUUCAUCGCUAAUACCAACUUCAUUGCUUGCUAGUUCCUAACAUCAAAUCUAACGCCAAAGCCUGAAAUUUUGAACAAUGGCUUCAUCAAGUAGUAAUUCUCCAUCUUCCAAGAAACCAAAAAUUGAAAUUGAAGAACAAACCCUAGGUGAUGAUCGUAUCAGUCAGUUACCGGACUCACUCCUCGUACAAAUCCUCUCUCUUUUGGCAACAAAGGAUGCAUUCGCCACAUGUAUUCUCUCAAAAAGGUGGCAGUAUCUCUCGACUUUUGUUUAUAACUUCAUUUUCACUAUCACAAAUGACCAAGCAAGAGAAAAUUUCUCCUUCGUAGACUAUGCCUUAACUCAUUCCCUCUCUUCCAAAAUUAAAAAAUUCCAACUCGACUGCACUGACCUGUAUCCAUCAGACCGCAGUUUGGAGUAUGAAUAUGACGCGCUAGUCAGGCGAUGUCUUAGUUUUGCUGUUGAGAGGAAAGUGGAAAAUCUUGUAUUGUGGUCAUUUGUGGAUGAUCAUUGCACAUUGCCUGAAUCUGUAUGUACCUGUUCGUCGUUGAUAACUUUGGAUGUUAAAUAUUGUGGGUUUGAUUAUUAUCACCCGGUCAUAUCGUGUAAAUCUCUAAAGAGCUUAAAGUUAGGGUAUACAGUGUUAUCAGAUGAAAAUAUUGUGAACUUACUGUCAGGUUGUCCUGAAUUGGAAACUAUGGAAUUAUAUAGGGUUGAGGGUUUCUGUCGCCUGGAAAUUAAUUCUUUAAAAUUAAAGAGAUUCAAGCUGAAAGGUUAUUUGUUUGCUCAGGCUGGAGGAGAUUCUUUAGAAAUUAUUGCCCCGUAUCUUCACCAUUUGGAAAUAUCAGGAGAUCUUUAUGAUCUUAAGUGUAGACUUGUUGAUGUUUCCUCUGUGGUUAAUGCUAAGCUUACUUUCAACAUUAUGUGUAUCAAAGAGAUUGAUAAUGAUGAUGAUGAGGAAGAAUUUGAUGAUGAGGAAGAAUCUGAUGAGGAGGAAGAUAGUUGUCGUGACUAUCAUGAAGCAGUAUAUACCCUCGUCCAAGAUAAUCUUCAGAAAUUGAGUUGUGCAACCAAUCUAACAAUUGGAACUUGGUUCACAGAGGUCCUAUGCAUGUUGCUGUUCAAAGGGGUGUCGAUUCCAGAAUUGAAAUGCAAAUAUCUAACGCUGGAGUUGCAUUUCAAAGAAUUUAAUUUGUACGGGGCAACUGGCCUUUUGCGGGCCUCGCCUUACGUGGAGACACUCAACAUAGACAUGGAUACCAAGCAUUUUGAUGAUUCCCGCUGCUGCUUUGAGUUACUAGAUUUGGCCAAAGGAGAUAAUAUUGAUUUGCAGAGUUGCAUUUCAAGCUUUGUGUUUCCCAACCUCAAGAAUGUUAAGAUUGUCUUCUCCUCACGGCAGUGCUUGAAGAAUCAUGUCAAAUGGGGACUUGACAAGCUCUUCAAGCUUUUGGAAUUUCUAUUAAGGAAUGCAAAAUUUUUGGAGAAGUUCAUUAUCAUAUUAGAGAGAAGAUUGUGCGGAAUAUGUUCAAUGAACUGUUUGUCCCAAUAUUUAUUUCGGUUAGCCGAGAAAUUGUCAGGUUGCCCAAGAUCGUCCACCAAAUUUAUGAUUAUCUUCAGGGAGGUUUCUUUGAAGUACUGCAACUUGACAUUUGAGUUCGAUUUGUGGAAUUCUCAACCAAGUAUACGAAUGUAGAUAUUGGGUGUCGUCUGACAUGCUCUGAAGGCCCAGGUUUGCUCCAUAAAGCCCGGCAAAAAUUCAAGAAUUGCUGCAGAGUAUAUAGGGAGGCCUAUUUCAGAGCUCUCACCAGUUCAACCUAUUCAUCUUUCACUAAACUUAAUGUCCAUGGCUAAUUUUGGACUAACUGGCCCUUCCUUGAUAUCGAUCUUCUCCAUGGAAUUUCAACGAGUUUAUUAUCACCUUGGAAAUGCAACAACUUGACCGCGAGAUCUGUAUGUGGAAGUGCUGGUAACAUCUGCUACAGCAUGGCCGAUGACAGUCUCUUGCUUUGUGACACAGCUGGUGUUUGCCUUGGUACUGUGUAGUUGUGGUACAGGUACCAUCAAGUUUAAUUUUAGGUUUUCAGACUGCAAACCAAUGGCGAAGAAGAACAAAAAAGAAGUUUUCCUUAGCUGCCCUCUCAAAUGAUGAAUAUGAACUAUUUUUGAAGUUGAGGAGGUGUAUGCCAUGGCUUCUUUACAAUGUUUAAAUUCUUAUGCCAAUGAUACCAUCAUUUCGCAGUAUCUUCGCUUAAUUGUUGUUGCGGGACUAACCUUGGAGGAUAUUGUUCGAGGACUAGUCACAUGGACUUUAGAAUGAGGAACUUCCUUUGAAGAAUCAUAAACACCAAGACUGGAAGCGAAGCUAUAUGCUGGUGUUCUUUUGUCUGAAAAUGGCAUUGCGUGUAAACCUAGACCUCCUUCAGCUUUUACUUCCUUCAUGUAAAACAAAUUACUUAAAUAGUUCAACGUGGAAAUUGAAUCUUCUGCGGUUGUUUGUCUGCUAGAGGUGGUGGUGUUCCCGUAACUUUAUCUUGACUUGAUUUGCCAUAGAGUUAAGUGUGAUGAAUGAAUAGAUAUACAAUUCUUUAAA